GUAACGAUGUUCUAUUUGCUUUCAUCCUUGAUGUGCAUGCUUUCUCUGCGUCCUCCUGUCUUCUCAUUUACUGCAACUGCAGGAUCGGGCAAAUAUAGGGAAUGCUCGCCUUGCUGGGCUGCAGAAAAGUCUUCAUCUGACAGACCGUCAGUACCACUGUCACAUUCAUGUAUGUCUCCUGAAUAGCUUCGGCCAAUUGGAUAUAACUCACAUUGAAGAAAGUCCCCAUAUCAUAGCAGCACUCCCAGCCAACCUUUACUUCGCAAAGUUGGCCCCAAAUUAUUCAUGCCGCUUCUUCUCGUUAUCUGGGGUGGGAUGGUGACUCUACAAGGCGUUGUCACGUCAUAUGUGGGUUUAGUGACUGUCAGAACUUUCCUGGGACUUUGUGAAGGACCUAUGUUUCCUGGCGUUGUUCUGUACCUGUCUGGCUUCUACACCCGGGAAGAACUUUCCCUUCGCGUGGCCCUGUUCUUCUCAUCCGCAUCCUUAUCUGGUGCGUUUUCAAGCUUGCCCGCUGCUGCCAUCCGAAACAUGCACGGUAUCGGCGGAAAACCUGGCUGGGCCUGGAUUUUCAUUCUCGAGGGCCUCUUCACUGUGUUGAUUGGCUUUAUUGCCUUCUUCUUCAUUCCAUCAACACUAGAAGACUCUAGGUUCUUGACUCAGAGACAGAAGGAUAUUCUAAUGGCCCGCCUUGCACGGGAUCGACCUGCAAACAAUCUUGACGGCAAGUUCAGCGUGAAAGAUAUCUUAUACUCGCUUCAGUCUCCGCACGUCAUCCUUUUGUUGGUCCAGCUUUUCUGCACCGGUACAAUGCUCCAUGGUCUCGCCCUCUUCUUGCCUUCUAUCGUCAAUGAACUCGGAUACAGCGCAACUCACACACAACUGAUCGGUGUUGGACCCUUUGCUGCAGGUUUCGUCGUGCAUACUUCUCUGGUCGAUAUCAUUCGCGUGCUAUACCCAUUGUGGUCAUCGCGCUGCUUGCUGUAAUUGGCUAUGCCACCUUCCUCGGUACUUCUGACCCCCAUGUUGCAUAUGUG
Somion occarium is the source of this 1037-nucleotide messenger RNA. The record is from the annotation of a GenBank genome assembly. Lineage: Eukaryota; Fungi; Basidiomycota; Agaricomycetes; Polyporales; Cerrenaceae.